UUGGUGUUAGUCGAAAAGAGCUCGGCAGCUGAACACCUUGCGUCGUCUUCGCACUCACUUGCUCCAGUGGCCACCGGUUCUUUUCUAAGCCGUCACGAUCGCAUUGUACCCAAUGCCAAAAGCAUUGGUGUAAUCAGCUCUGCAGUUACGAGGAGGGCGGCUGCGGCAGCAGCUGCCGCUGCUAAUUCAGCGCAUAUUGGAGCUUCUGGCAUCACUAGUGUCACUCCCCCACAAACGCCUCUUGUGCCUGCCCUCCGUCUUGUGAUCAAAUCGGCUUCAGCAAUAGCAGCUCGAAGUGCGCCUUCAACCCCGCAGGCUUCUAGUCGGCCUUUUUCUUCCGGCGCUCAAACGUCGAUUUCUGAUUCUCAAGCAGAAAGCAUAUCAAUUACACGAGAUGCGCUUGAUGAUUUUAUCGUUAAUACUGCUCAUAUCAAAGGCAGAUUGUGGAAGACCAACCACACGACGACAGAACAACCCACGGCGUGA
This is a messenger RNA of Protopolystoma xenopodis, 486 nucleotides long. NCBI's taxonomy places the organism in Eukaryota, Metazoa, Platyhelminthes, Monogenea, Polystomatidea, Polystomatidae. The record is from the annotation of a GenBank genome assembly.